ACUUCUUGGUCACGUGGCUGUGACAUCACAUUUGCACUCAAUAUGUUUUUUUUAAGACUUCGGGAUCACCUUUAAACUGCUCCUUUUCCGGAAGUCGAGCGUUUGUUUGACUGUCUUACUUUAUGGCAGGGUCUAUAGACUCAGGAUCAGAGCAGAUGUCUCACAAAGCACAUGGACAGGAUUUCCAGUGAGAAUAUGGGGAAAGAGCUCUGCUGACACUCAUUCUUGGAACCUAAUUUUUCAUGUCGUUUAAUCCUUGAGUGGCUCACCAGUGUACCACUAUGGCACAGGAAGCUCAGAAAAAAGCAAACUUUUCAACACUUGCUGGACAUACAAAUGGUCUCACAAAGUCCUCUGCCUUGACCUCUAAGCCUUCAGCUUCCAAAAAGUUAAUUAUUAAAAAUUUUAAAGAUAAACCAAAACUGCCUGACAGCUACACUCAGGACACGUGGCAAAAGCUCCAGGAGGCAGUGAAUGCCAUAGAAAGUAGCACAUCUAUAAAAUACAACCUGGAGGAGUUAUACCAGGCUGUAGAAAAUUUAUGCUCCUAUAAAGUUUCUCAUACCCUUUACAAACAACUUCGUCAAGUAUGUGAAGAACAUAUGAAAGCUCAAAUCCAUCAGUUCAGGGAAGAUUCUCUAGACAGCUUUUUAUUUUUAAAAAAGGUUAACAGAUGUUGGAAGGAUCACUGCCGACAAAUGAUCAUGAUCAGAAGUAUUUUUUUAUUUUUGGAUCGUACUUAUGUCCUUCAGAACUCAAUGCUUCCAUCAAUAUGGGAUAUGGGAUUGGAACUCUUUCGCUGUCAUGUUGUUAGUGACAGAAUGGUUCAGAUCAAAACAAUUGAUGGAAUCUUAAAGCUUAUUGAGCAAGAACGCUCUGGGGAGGCUGUAGAUCGGAGCUUGCUGAGAAGUUUAUUGGGCAUGUUGUCGGACUUACAAGUGUACAAAGAGUCAUUUGAGACAAAGUUCUUAGAGGAGACAAAUUGUUUGUAUGCUGCUGAAGGACAAAGGCUCAUGCAAGAAAGAGAGGUACCUGAAUAUCUCCAUCAUGUGAACAGGCGUUUAGAAGAAGAGGUAGACAGAGUUAUUACAUAUUUGGACCAUGGGACACAUAAACCACUGAUUGCUUGUGUGGAAAAACAGCUCUUAGGCGAGCAUUUAACUGCUAUCUUGCAAAAAGGUCUGAAGAAUAUGCUUGAUGAAAAUAGAGACCCAGAACUGACUCUAAUGUAUCAACUCUUUAGUCGGGUCAAAGGUGGUCAGAUAAUACUACUGCAGCACUGGGGUGAAUACAUUAAAAACUUUGGAAGUGGAUUAGUUAUUAAUCCCGAAAAAGACAAAGACAUGGUUCAGGAGCUCCUGGAUUUCAAGGAUAACGUAGACCACAUAAUAGACGUUUGCUUCCAGAAGAAUGAGAAGUUUGUCAACACUAUGAAAGAAUCAUUUGAAACUUUUAUCAACAGAAGAGCAAACAAGCCAGCAGAACUCAUAGCCAAAUAUGUGGAUUCCAAGUUACGUUCUGGAAACAAAGAAGCAACAGAUGAAGAACUGGAGAGACUUCUGGAUAAAAUAAUGAUUAUAUUUCGAUUCAUUCAUGGCAAAGAUGUUUUUGAAGCAUUUUACAAAAAAGAUCUGGCUAAAAGACUGCUGGUUGGGAAAAGUGCCUCUGUUGAUUCUGAGAAGUCAAUGCUAUCAAAACUUAAACAUGAAUGUGGUGCUGCAUUUACCAGUAAGCUAGAAGGGAUGUUUAAAGAUAUGGAACUCUCCAAAGAUGUAAUGGUUCAGUUCAAGCAGCAUAUGCAAAACCACAGUGACCCAGGUAACAUAGACUUGACCGUGAAUAUACUGACAAUGGGAUACUGGCCAACCUAUACACCAGUGGAUGUCCAUUUACCAGCAGAGAUGGUGAAACUUCAGGAAAUAUUUAAAACAUUUUAUUUAGGAAAACAUAGUGGCAGAAGACUACAGUGGCAGUCAACACUUGGGCAUGCAGUUCUGAAAGCAGAUUUUAAAGAAGAGAAAAAAGAACUGCAAGUGUCUCUCUUUCAGACCUUGGUGCUUCUCUUGUUUAAUAAGGGAGAUGAAUUUGGCUUUGAAGAAAUUAAAAUAACAACUGGAAUUGAGGAUAAUGAACUGAGACGAACGCUGCAGUCCCUUGCAUGUGGUAAAGCCAGAGUUUUAAAUAAAUCACCAAAGAGCAAAGAUGUGGAGGAUGGAGACAGGUUUUGCUUUAAUGCCGACUUCAAGCACAAACUAUACAGAAUUAAAAUCAACCAAAUACAAAUGAAAGAAACUGUAGAAGAACAAGUGAAUACAACAGAAAGGGUGUUCCAAGACCGGCAGUAUCAGAUUGAUGCAGCUAUUGUGCGCAUAAUGAAGAUGAGAAAGACCCUUACUCAUAAUCUUUUGGUCUCUGAGCUUUACAAUCAAUUGAAAUUCCCUGUAAAGCCAGGAGACUUGAAGAAAAGGAUUGAAUCCCUUAUAGACAGAGACUAUAUGGAAAGAGAUAAAGACAAUGCAAAACAGUACCAUUAUCUGGCAUGAACAAAAAACCUGGACUUUAUCAGAGAACAAAUCUGCACCAGUCGCAAUAAAGAACCAGUGCAUCAUUUCUCUCUAGCGUUCCUGCUCUGAGUGACAAGACAAUAUCUUAAUGCCCCAUCCCCAAUGCACCUUAGAAAAUUUGAAUUAGUUUUCUGUAUCAUGUAUUCUUGUUUGUGUGGCUGCUUAAAAUUGUUGCUAGUUUAAUGGCACAAAUACAUUGCAUUUUGUUUUGUUUUUCCUUUUUUUUGUUCUAGCAUACUAUCUCACACCAUAACACCUCAAUGCUGCAAUAUUUAUUAGUAGCUAUGAGGAUUACAAUCAGGAGACUAAUGUUAUUGUGGUUAUGUCAGGAAAUAAACCAGCUCCAAAACAAAACAUUUUCUUUCUAUUUAGCUGCAUGACCGAUUGAGCUAGAUCUUCUUAGCAGCAAUCUACUUAUAAUGAAAAGGAAUUUUCUCAGCCAAACUGAUUUCUUCGUUAUGCCUUUAACUCUCCAGAAUUUGAGUUUGUGCGGGGGUGCAUCUAGUGCAAUAUACACAAAAGGAACCCAUUCCCUUCAGCAGGGGAGCAAUGUGUUGUGUUCUCAAUACGUUACCAAAGUCUGUUCCCUAUGUGCCUAACUUAGGGGACAUUUUCGUACACAGACAGAAAACUGCUUCCUAGUCAGUCAACCAGUCAUUUCUUCAUCCAAACACACACCAGCUUCUGGUUAUUCAAAGACACACCCGUCCACAAAGAGAUCUGUAUGCACUUGACUACAUCCAUACCUAAGUUACCUAUUCAGUAAUACACAUUAUCCACCAACAUGCCUAUCCAACUGUGUGCACACCCACCAUCCAUAUUCCCAAUAAACUGCUCUUGUGUAUACACCACCAACCAGACUCUUCACACAGCCAUUCCACAAUAUGCCAAGACAGACAUUUACACACAUCCUGCCUCCAGAAAAGCCACCAACCCAUGCAAAGCCAGCUACAAACACCUACAACUAACUACACAUUCAUUGAACCACCCAACAAUCUGCAGAAAUGCUCAUCAAACCACACAAAUUACUCUGCCAACACUCCCAUGAAUCAACACCCUGUUUAAUUACUAUCAUCUAUAAAGUACAAUACCACUCGAACUGCUCACAUCUGUUUGCCUCUUUAACAUCUCAGUCACUUGAAUCCAUUUUUGAACUUUCAUCUGCAAACUGCUAUCCAACCACAAACACAUCCUUUCCCAGUCACAAACAUGCAACCUACCUAACCUAUCUGCAAAAACAACCAUACGCACACUGUAGAAAAACAUAAAUAAGCCAAUCAAACAUGCAUAUCAAUGUAUUUCUCUUCUGCCCUCUGUUUUGUGGCAGUUUUCUGUAUAAUAAACAUUGUUUAAUUAUUUCACUUUAUCAUGUGACAUUAAAAAAGUGAUAAUUAAAGCAAACAAUAUUGCAACUGUUGUUGCUGCAAUUUCCAGGUAGAUUUAAUAUGCAAUUUCUAAAAUUAUUUGAAAUGAAUUCGCUUGUUUACAGUAAACAAUGUAAGCUAUGGGCAUUUGCUUUUGCUAAUAAAAUAUUUAAAGCA
This is a messenger RNA of Xenopus tropicalis (tropical clawed frog), 4105 nucleotides long. It is a transcript of the gene cul4a, whose product is annotated as cullin 4A. NCBI's taxonomy places the organism in Eukaryota, Metazoa, Chordata, Amphibia, Anura, Pipidae. Gene Ontology annotation, biological process: ribosome biogenesis; erythrocyte development; DNA damage response. Gene Ontology annotation, cellular component: cullin-RING ubiquitin ligase complex; Cul4A-RING E3 ubiquitin ligase complex. The transcript is spliced from 22 exons. The record is from RefSeq and is a predicted model, not a curated record. Gene Ontology annotation, molecular function: ubiquitin protein ligase binding. Bases 282 to 2543 code for a protein of 753 amino acids.